AUGACUGUGAGAGCAUUCAGGCCGGGCUCUCCUGUUCUGCAUAGAGCAAGACGAGCCCUGCUCCAAUGGAGCGAGUACAGAGGAAGUAGACUGUCGAAAGAUUGUCUUGUUCCGCGGGCGGCUGGACCCGAACACAUGUUUUGGGCGUGUUUAUUGCCCCCUCUGUCGUCUAUCAAAGCUCCUCCUGGGGCGGAAGGAACGGCUACACUAGCCGACACGGCACAGCUCGCAGCACUCGUGGCUGCUACAACAGGAGGCACGCCGCAACUCGCCAGCCCACCGAGCGCGAAAAAGGAGACGCUACGCUCUGAACGAAUGCUACGAAACAUGCUCGCCAAGGAUGGUGUCGCCAGGUCUCGCAGCCUCUCGAGAGGGAGCUCAACCGCCCACCACGUACCGUCAUCGACGCGACAGCCCGCACCACCCCUCCCCAACCAGCAACCCCAAGUAUACUCUCCGACUCCAGUUCCGAGUAAUACUCUGCCCAGGAGUCCGAGUGGCAGCGGGAACAGCAAUGCGUCGAGGUGA
Molecule: messenger RNA, 528 nt
Organism: Acaulospora colombiana
Lineage: Eukaryota; Fungi; Glomeromycota; Glomeromycetes; Diversisporales; Acaulosporaceae
Source: the annotation of a GenBank genome assembly